Hyla sarda is the source of this 1840-nucleotide messenger RNA. RefSeq names its product sorting nexin 12 (gene SNX12). Gene Ontology annotation, molecular function: phosphatidylinositol-3-phosphate binding. The record is from RefSeq and is a predicted model, not a curated record. Gene Ontology annotation, cellular component: retromer complex; early endosome membrane. NCBI's taxonomy places the organism in Eukaryota, Metazoa, Chordata, Amphibia, Anura, Hylidae. Gene Ontology annotation, biological process: late endosome to Golgi transport; endocytic recycling. The coding region runs from base 128 to 616 and encodes 162 amino acids. The transcript has 4 exons.
AUGCGCAACGUGACUUACAAACUGCUGCCUAGGAGAACGCGUAGCUGUGCGUAUUGCGCAUGUGCUGCGUGGACUCUGGGCCGGGUGUGUCGAUCCCGCCGUCUAUUGGUUCUGGUUUCCGGUCAGUAUGUCGGACGCCUCGGUGGCGGAUACCCGCCGUCUAAACUCCAAACCUCAGGAUCUAACAGACGCCUACGGUCCGCCCAGCAACUUCCUGGAGAUUGACAUCUUCAACCCACAGACUGUGGGAGUGGGAAGAAACCGGUAUACGGUGUACGAGGUCCGCAUGAGGACAAAUCUCCCCAUCUUCAAACUGAAGGACUCCACUGUUAGAAGGCGGUACAGCGACUUUGAGUGGUUGAAAAAUGAACUGGAGAGAGAUAGUAAGAUUGUGGUACCUCCAUUGCCGGGAAAAGCACUGAAAAGGCAGCUUCCUUUUCGAGGAGAUGAGGGCAUUUUUGAAGAGUCCUUUAUUGAAGAGCGACGGCAAGGACUGGAGCAAUUUAUUAAUAAGAUCGCUGGACAUCCCCUUGCUCAGAAUGAGCGUUGUCUGCAUAUGUUCUUGCAGGACGAAACAAUUGAUAGAAAUUAUGUACCAGGCAAAGUACGCCAGUGAAAAUUCUUGGCACAACCAUGUCCUUCUUGCCCCUCACGCACCAUUGCCUGCUAAAUUACAUUUAUUUUUACACUAAGUCUCCAAUUGCUCCCUCUCUUCAAGACCCUGUUCUGUGCUUCAUGAAGAUAUCAUGUGUUUUUACCUGUUUAUAUCGCUGUCAUCUUCUUUGAAUCCUAAACACACUAGAAUUAUUCAAGUCUGUUUCCAACUUCUCCCUUGCCCGGAGUUAGGGAGAUCUUCUACCUGACCAUCAAUCUCCUAAAUGUUAGCUCUGAAACAUACAAGCUAUGCUGAUAGGCCAUUUUCCUUCCAAGCAUUAUUCUCUCAGCUGAAUGUCCGGAGGAGCUGCCAUCAAAACUAUUUCUGUUAUGAGUAAAUCAUAAAUGCCCUGGAGUACUAAUUCAAGUGGGAAGCCUCUCUUCCCUUUUACUAGCCCAUGACUGGCAGAUAUUUUAUUACAGUCUGUAACUUGUGUCCCAGGUCUUGGAGUGAUCAAGCAAGUGUGCACACUCCCUGCCCUCCCUGAUCACCACAAGUGUGCUGUUUAUUUAAUGCUCAAAGUACAGACAUCAGAUAAAGUAUAGGUGUCUAACUGCUGCAUAGCACAGCAAAAUGUGUAUUGUCUGAUAUGCAAGUGGUUAUAACAGAUCACACCCACUCCAGCUGAAUCCAGUACAUUUUCAGGAAUUGACUAUUAUAUGCUAAGUGAAGAAUGUAUCAUUACAUUGAAGAUCUAAUGAAAAAGAUCUGGAUCUCUUGGAGAAGACAUGUCCGUUUUCUGGGAACCCCCACAAGCCAGUGACAAGUUAUUGAGCUACAGCAUUGCGUUAUGACCGUUUCACACAUUAUCAUACAUUACCGGUAUCCUACAAAGUUGUAAUUGUGAAGUACGGGACUGUCUGCUUACUUGUCAGAUCUGGAUGCGCAUAGAUUGAAGAUGGCCAUCGUCAAACAAGCUUUCAUUGAAUUGUCAUGUAUGAGGGGAAAGCCCUUGUGCCAGGUGUAGGGGAGAGGAAGCAUAUUUAUUAAUGAUCAGCUUUGGAGUUGGGGGGGUCAUGGUGGUUUAUAGUUAAUUGUUGAACUAGAGGUGUCAUAGCAAACACUGUGACCUCCUGCAUGUGCUGACCAGUUAUAACCUACUCAGACCUGGGAUUAUAAGCAAUUUUUGCUGCCUGUGUCCUUGUGCUGGAUACCAUGUCUGUGUAUAUAAAUAUCUAUAUCUGA